Molecule: messenger RNA, 1476 nt
Organism: Terrapene triunguis (Three-toed box turtle)
Lineage: Eukaryota; Metazoa; Chordata; Testudines; Emydidae
Product: THAP domain-containing protein 6-like
Exons: 7
Coding region: 612-1310 (232 amino acids)
Source: RefSeq, a predicted model, not a curated record
GUCGGCUGGCGGCGCCUCCUGCGCGGGAACGCGGGCCCAGCGGCAGGGUCUCUGGGGAGCCCUCGCACUAGAGCCCGCCCAAGCCCCAGGGAAGAACUGACCCCUCCUCACGCUGCCUCGCCAGCUCCAACAGCGGCUCCACAACCAGAAGCCGCGAGGACAGGAGACUCACUGGCCAACCGGAAACAGGAAAAGGAGACAGCGCGGCCCCACCCCCGCCGUUACGCCUAUGUCUGGCGCCGGCUAGAGUGUCCCUUCAGCCGGUGCUUCUCGGAGCCUGGACUGGAGUCACGUGAUUGCGGUCGGCGGCGAUGUCUCUGCCAUUGCUCUGUGGGGGCAGAGUAGUGCGCGGGGCACUUCCGGGGCAGCUGAGACCCCAUCAGCAUCCCACAGACUACAAUGGAUAUCUCCGAGGAGCCUGAGACAGAGACUUCUGCUGUGAACGGUGAGGAAGAGGAGGAAGCAGAGGGGGUGGGAGCUCCAGCUAUGCCGUGAGCCAGGACCUGUUCAAGACACCACCACAGUCUAGCCAAUCCCACCAAGUGAGCAUGGAUGAACCUGAUGAAGGAAAGAGACACUGAAUGCAGUAACCAUCUCUGAGGGGGACUAUCAUGGUGAAAUACUGUGCAGCAUAUAACUGCAGUAAUGCAGACACAAAGUUAAAUCGGAAGCAGGGAAUAACUUUUCAUAGGUUUCCCAAGGAUAAUAAGAAAAAACAGCAGUGGGCCCAGGCAGUACAUCGGGCUGACCCUGUGAGUGGCAAUCUCUGGACACCCUCUGAAUGGGAUAUGAUUUGUUCUCAACAUUUCAAUCCUGGCUGCUUCAAAGAAAUUAAUGGAAAGAAAUUUUUAAAAGAAGGGAGUUGUCCUUCUAUAUUUUCCUUUCCUGACAAUUUUCAGAGAAUAGAUAAUUCUCUACGGAGAUCAGCGAAGAACUCCAAAUGUGCUGGCAUAUUUCGAGAAAAUCCUCCUCUCGAGGCAGAUCCCAGUGAGGUGUAUGUUACACCACCCACGGUAAAGAAAACAGCGAACAACCCAAAAAGAUUAACAGAAAACUUCAGCUGUGUUCAUGAGGUAGACACCAGUGGGGUGUGUAAUACACAGGACACAGUAAUGACUGACCACCAUUACCAUAUCACAGACAGUCCAAAAACUCUGAAGAGAAAAUUGGAUGAACUUUUAGCAGAGAAUCACAAGCUCAGAAGAAAAUUAAGAAAUGCUUCUGAUCAAGAAGAGAGACUCCAUAAAAAUGUGGAAAUCUUGUUGGACAAGCUGCACUCCAAAGACAUGUUGUCAAGGGAAAUAAUGUGAUUGCUAGAUCUAUGCAAAGGGCAUGGGCUGAAUGACAGGUCUUCUCUCCCACUGCACUCAGCUGUUGGAUAAGAAAUGUUCACUAAUGUUUAUUGCUAUACAUGUCAUUUUUGAACGUAUUUAUUAAAUAAAAAGAUGUAAACAUUACUGAAGUUUUCAUAUAAAA